AUGGCUGGACAAAUUUUACAGAGCCAAAUGAAAAAGUCACAAAAUCAGUCACAACAGUACAAUCUGGCGAAAGAAGGGAGUGUUAUAAAUAUCAAAGCCAUAUCAUCAGGUAAAGGCAAGAUGGAAACAGGCAGAUCACUUACGCAUUUACCACUUGCGCCUUCGAUUUUCCAAGCAACAUCCGUAUUACCAUCUGCAACCGUGCCAAACAGUGCCCCUUCCUUUCGGGAGAAUACUUUUCUCAGUACAGCAAAAUUGGCGACACGAAGCAAAAGGAAACAGAAAGGUGGUGGGAAUGGACUAAUGAUAAUUGCUAUUAUGCAUCUUCUUCUUGCAUGUGGUCUGAUAGACUUAGGCAUGUUUCUUGCUAUUCGAUUUAAUCACUAUGGCCAUAUAUGGCCUGAUAGCUAUGCAAAGUUAUCAGUUUCCGAAUAUCGACUUUACCGUAACCAGAUACUUUCUAUUCGUGUCCUUUACUCGCCUGUAACAAUAGCUAUUGGCUUGAUGAUAUUUUUCCCAAAAAGCAUUUAUUUAUUAAUUAUUUUCAUUUCCAAAGUAUCAUUUUGUAGAGCAGCGAUAGUUGAUGGGAGUAUUUCCUUUCUUGCACUUACUUAUGCGUGCAUUACAGGCACACAUGCAUAUGUUGUAUUGCACAAUAUUUCAAUGAUUGAUAUCGAAGAAAGCAGUGAUAUUCUUUGUUAUGCUAUCAGAGGUCCACGUGAAAAAGCACCUCAAGAAUUACGUGAUCGAUGCUUACUGGCUGCAUAUAAAAUGUUUGGUAAUCACUUAUCGUUGCAAUCCAUAAUUGCUAUACUUGUAAUCAUCGUAUGCAUUAUCGAUUUCAUUUAUCUUUUUUGUGAAACGGAUUCAAAUGCAAUGCAAGUGCAGAAGAAAAUUCAACUCCAAUCAAAAGCUCAUAAAAAAUGCUUUUAA
Brugia malayi is the source of this 933-nucleotide messenger RNA. RefSeq lists its product as uncharacterized. The transcript is spliced from 6 exons. Bases 1 to 933 code for a protein of 310 amino acids. The record is from RefSeq and is a predicted model, not a curated record. Lineage: Eukaryota; Metazoa; Nematoda; Chromadorea; Rhabditida; Onchocercidae.